AUGCCCGCAGUUACCGGCAAGGUCUACUUCUCCUCCGUCGACCAUAGCUCCUGGGUGGAGGCGAAGCUUGAGUUUGCUCGAUUUGCUGUAGUGAAGAUAGCAACAGCGAGGAUGCCAUGGCCGCAAGACUCUGCGGAUGACCGACCAGUUGGAUGUCCGCAUCGACUCCAGGUCGACUCUGCCCACAGCUUUAUCAUCUCCAUGCAGCCGGUUCCCAGUGCUUUGCAGACGACAUUGACCCACGUAUCUCGGAGUGAUGGACGUGAGCUAGCUUUCAACCAGACCAAGCUCAUCAACGGCGUUUAUCACGUCACAUUCGACGAAGACGAAGCGCAUGGUAUCAUCACAGUCAACAUGGUGACCAGGCAUCCGCGCAACAACUUCACUGCCGUCCACAACUUCGGCAACCCAAUGCUGCACUUGAAGACCUACGAGAAGGCCACGACCGAUGUGAGCAAAGUCGUUACUAAAGAGGUGGCAGUUAUCAAACACGCAGCGAGCACAUUCUCGUUGGCCCGCCAGCCGGCAGGACAUGCACCUCACAAGCAAGGGCCACGGACCUGCGUCCUAAACGUGGCAUUCACUCGCGUGGUAUCUACAGUUCGAUCGAGGAAUGCAGAUACAGCGCGCGAAGGAAUGUUUCAUUUACGAAGCUUUGGCACGGACACUACAAGGGAGGGGAGGAGAGUAGAGAGGAAGGUGGACAGGAGAGCGGAGAGGCGAACGGAAGACGCCAACUCGUUUUCGCACAACCGGAGGCGAAGCAGUCGUCUCAGCUAA
Molecule: messenger RNA, 780 nt
Organism: Zymoseptoria tritici IPO323
Lineage: Eukaryota; Fungi; Ascomycota; Dothideomycetes; Mycosphaerellales; Mycosphaerellaceae
Exons: 3
Coding region: 1-780 (259 amino acids)
Source: RefSeq, a predicted model, not a curated record